AGGAAUUGAUUAGAGCACUCAAUACCCUUUCCAUGGCCACUAACUAUUCUUCCUUCCUUUGCUUCCCUUUUGGCUUUGUUCUUGUUUUGUUUCUAUUAGGUUGUUCAUCAAAGAAGGUAGAAGCCAAUGGAUUCAAAGAACUGACGGCGAAUGUUCAUCACCAGAGUCAUGUUAUUGCACUUAGUUCAUUGAUGCCGGCUAAAGUUUGUGCUACACCAGCCAAAGUUUCAGGUGCCGAAAUCUUAAGCAAGCCACUGCAAGUAGCUCACAAAUAUGGGCCUUGCUCACCACUCAAGAAAGGGGCUACAACAACUCCUAGCCUUCAUCAGAUUCUCCUUGAUGACCAGACCCGAGUCAAGUACCUCAAUUCAAAAACCUCCAACAACCAAGCCACAUUCCAAGAUUCUGCAGUUACGAUUCCUGCAAAUUCCGGCCAAUCCAUCGGCACCGGAAACUUCGUCGUAAAGAUUGGGUUUGGAACCCCAAAGCAAGAAUUCAGAGUAGUCUUCGACACAGGCAGUGAUCUGACUUGGAUCCAAUGCCAACCCUGUGCUGUCCAAUGCUAUUCUCAACAAGAUCCAUACUUCAACCCUUCUGCAUCCUCUACUUAUUCCAACAUCUCAUGUCACUCUAACGCUUGCAAACAACUCCGAUCAGCUACAGGCAACUCACGAGCUUGUGCUAGAACAUGCAUUUACCAAAUUGGAUAUGGUGAUGGUUCAUACUCUGUAGGGAACUAUGCACGAGACAAACUUACACUAUCUAGUUCUGAUUUCUUCCCUAAGUUCAGAUUCGGGUGUGGCCAAAACAACCAAGGUCUCUUUGGCACUGCAGAUGGAUUACUAGGCCUCGGCCGCAACAAGGUCUCUAUAGUAUCACAGACUGCUCAAAAAUAUGGAAAGAUUUUCUCCUAUUGUCUUCCAUCAACAACCAGCUCUACUGGUUAUCUUGCAUUUGGAAGCAAAGCCGGAACCACUUCUAGGAUUCACUACACUCCUUUACUAAAAGAUUCAAGAGGCCCAUCUUUCUAUUUCUUAAAUAUGACUAGUAUCAGUGUUGGAGGGAAGAAAUUGGCUAUCUCACCAUCAGUUUUUACAAUUUCAGGAACCAUUAUAGACUCUGGAACUGUCAUCACUAGGUUGGCACCAAAAGCUUAUUCAGCUCUUAAGUCAGCAUAUAGGAAGGCUAUGUCCAAAUAUCCCACAGCACCAGCUUAUUCAAUACUUGACACAUGUUAUAACUUGUCUGGAUAUAGUACAGUAACAGUACCAACCAUAGUGUUGCAUUUUGGUGGAGGAACUAGCUUGAAUGUGGAUCAGUCUGGGAUUUUAGUUCAAGCAAGCUCAACUCAAUAUUGCUUGGCUUUUGCUGGAAAUAGUGCUGCUACUGAUUUGGGGAUCCUUGGAAAUAUGCAACAGCAGACAUUUGAGAUACUUUAUAAUGUUGCAGGAGGAAAGCUGGGAUUUGGUGCUAGAGGUUGUAGCUAAUUAAUGAGAACCAAAAGAAGAAGAAGCAAAUUAUUGAUUCUUAUGUGGUAACUUGUUUUCUAAUAAAUCUGUUGGGGUUGGAGUUUAAGAGUACCCUCCCCCUCAUCUGUUCAUCAUUAAUUUGACUAUAGUGGAAUGGGGAAGGGUCGGUCUAGUGACUGUUGAGUCAAGGACAGGAGGGUAGCCAGAAAAAGAUUUGGAUCUCCCAUGUAAUUUGUUGUUGAACAGUCCAAAAUGUGAAGGGUGCCCUCCCUUCUUAGUCUUUAUUUUCCAGAAAGUAUCCUUGUAAUUAAUGGAUCUCCUAUAAAAUCACCAUUUCCCAUGCUUAUUAAUGGAAGUUGGGUUUUUUAUUAAA
Macadamia integrifolia is the source of this 1842-nucleotide messenger RNA. RefSeq names its product aspartyl protease family protein At5g10770-like. Bases 33 to 1487 code for a protein of 484 amino acids. NCBI's taxonomy places the organism in Eukaryota, Viridiplantae, Streptophyta, Magnoliopsida, Proteales, Proteaceae. The record is from RefSeq and is a predicted model, not a curated record. The transcript is spliced from 2 exons. Gene Ontology annotation, molecular function: aspartic-type endopeptidase activity. Gene Ontology annotation, biological process: proteolysis.